CCGCGUCGGUUCCCUGGGGCCCGCUUGCGCCGCCCUUCUCUCCUCGCUCCCUUCGCUGCAGCACAGCUGUUCCCCACUUCUCCCCCGCUUCGCCUUUUCGCUGCUGCGGCGCGCUCCCACCCGCCGCCAUCGCCUGUUCCCGCCGGCUGCUCCGUCGCCGUCGUCGGACCUGGCCGAGGUCCUGUCUCACUAGCCCAUACGGAUGAUAGAGGAACGAACAUGCAGAAUGAUGUCACAGUCCAAUCAUGCGCAUGACCAUAUCUGCAUAUCUAGACCAUUAUGCAGUCCAUGAUAUCUGCACAUGAGCAUAUCUGCAUAUCUAGAGCACAAAACACAUUAUGCAGUCCAUGAUCGACCAAAUCCAAAUUAUAUGAAAUAAACUGAUAUGCUGCAAAAAUCACAAUGGAUCAUUUUAUUUUGAAACUGUUAACACUAAUCACACACAAUGUUUUUUCAGUGCCCAUGCAAAGAACGAAGACAGGCAAUAUGCUUGGAGACGAACGAUGCGCCCCAACAAUAAUUCAGUCACAUUGUAUUAUUGCUAGGGUUUUAUAGAUCGUCUCUAGGCAGCAUGGAAUUCAAUGUGGCUUCAUCGUAUCCAUCUGAACAAUGAUUAGGGUAUAUCGACACAACAACCUUUCCUCAUUGUCUCAUGGUUUCCUAUAGCGAUUGUCAUGUGGCUGAUGAACAAUAUUGUUUUUCCAAUACUUUUGUGCCUACAAGCUUAGUCUAUAGGUUAUAUACAACAAAUAUCCUCUUCCUUAUUCUGUUUUAAAUUUGAUAACAAGGUGUUAAUGAUAAUAGCAUUUAUGCUUCUUGUGCAAUUUUGUCCAUCUUCUGGUCCAGAGCAUCUAUGCUUUACUCUUAUGCUUUUCUAUGAAAAUGCAUAGAACAGUUAGUUGUUUUAGUUUUGUACAAUCAAAACAAAUUCCAGUGCUGCCAUUUCACAUGUUAGAUUAAAGAUGUGAUUGUGCCUACAUUGCAGCAUACCUUGGAUCAGCUCGAUUCUAAUUCUCGCUUCCUCACUGUUUUGUUUCUCUCAUGUUUGCCCUCCAAGAAACAAAGUUACCUUGCUGUAUCUGAAUUUCGCAUGACUUUAGUUCCUCUUGUUUACAAGUAACCUGAUCAUUUUUUUAUUUGCAUCUUUUCAUGUCCUGCAAUUCUUUACCACUUCCCGCUCAUUUGUGUAUUAGUCUAAUGUUAGUGCUACACCAUAAUUAGAGAGACUACAUACACCUUUUGCUAUAGUUCAAAGAAGAAACAGAUACCUACAACCAAAUGUUCUAUACUCUUCCAAUCAUAUGAAAAAAAAAAUCUACUUUCUAUGUAUCACAUUGAGUACAUUAUAUCAUAUUGUAUUGUCUUUUGAUAGCCUAUUCAGCGCCACUGAGUCAGGUCUGACCAGGGGUCGCGCAGCAAAGCGCGCCCACCUGACGAAUUUGGCCUUCACUAGCGAUCUCCUAUCAUUUCAUUGUUGGAAGGUGGAGUCAUUGCGAGAAGUAAAAUAGUUCAUUCUCUGUCCAACAUCUCAUAUUCUUUUCCUAUCUCCAAAAGUUUGUUUUUUAAGUUUCGACAGCAUACACAUUUUAUGCUUAUGUUCACACAAAUACCUAUUUCCUGCAAGCGGGGGAUUCGUCAACGCCUUGCCAUCAAGGAAGAUGUGGUUUUCCUGUUUCAGUUCAUUGUCUCACCAAUUUAUUUGCCUGACCCCCAUUACCUGAUCCAUGUGAAUGAUUGACCAUCAGAUUUACCUUUACAAAUAUUCUUCAAACUGAUGAUGCCUGUGAUUUUCUUUUACAGGUUGUGCGCGCUACCAAAAGAUAAAAGGAAUUCUCGCACGUCAAGCUAGCCGAGUUUCCUGUUGUGGCUCCUACAUCAAAUCUUGAGCAUCACUUUUGCUUGCAGGCUCCUGCAUCCAGUACACUAUGUAAGGAACGAUACUGCACUGAUGCAUUGGAUAUGAGUUUCAGAGGUGAGGGAAGAGCAUUGGCUCAUGAGGCAACGAAUCAAGCUGGAAAAUUAUGUUCCAAAUUGGGAUAUGAAAUGUCUGCUGAUGUUUUGGCACAAUGGAUUGCAGAUAGAACCAAGAUCUGGACUCAGUAUGGUGCCAAGAGACCUUCUGGAGUUGUUGCUAUGAUUUUGGGCAUUGAUGAAGAGAAAGAAACUCCACAGCUUUCUACAUGUGAUCCUGCUGGGUAUUUCUUGAGUCACAAGGCAGCAAGUGCUGGUCAAAGGGAUAGGGAGACUGUCAACUUUCUUGAGAAGAAAACGAAGAACAAUCCUUCACUAUCAUUUCAGGAAACCGUUCAGAUGGCAAUACCAGCAUUGCAGUUCGUACUGAAGGUGGACGUGGACCUCAAAGCCAAUGUCCAGGCGCUUGAUGUCCCCGGCAUGUACCGCCACCAGGAUACCCAAGUAUCGGGUGGUGAAGAGACUACAUUAAGGUUUUCGAUAUUGAGAAAGUGGUAUAAAGCCCUUGAAAGCUUAAGAGCUGAUAUUGAGUUUGCUAAGAAAAGGAGACUUUCAACUUCUGCUCCAAAGACAGUCAGUUCGCUCCAGAAUGGAGUUGUGUUCUCACUUAAUGGAUCAAAAUUCAUGAUUCUCUUUAGUUACAUCAACGCCAUAAUUCAUUACCGGCUUUGGAAUUAUGUAAGGAGAACCUGUGUGGAUUUGCAAAUAAUAUUUGGAACAGACAAGAAAUUUUAUACCACAGCUUGUGAAGAUACCUUCCAUCUUCUGGUUGAGUUUGAUGAAGAUCUAAUUGAUCUGAUCAUUGAUGGCAAACAGUCUUGGUUCCAUGCUAUAAUCAAGAAGAUCUAUUCCAUCAAGUUUCUUCGGACUGGUAAUGAUGACUACAUGGAGGGAGUGGACUGCAAAGAGUUGAAUUUUUUAGGCCAAUACAAGGAUAUAGCACCCAACAAUGAUGCUGGAGAAAUUCCCAUUGGUAUACCUGCUCUUAAGAGUGCAUUCAAGGCUUCUAGUGAUUAUUGUGGACAAACAUCCGCUGAAUUACAGAAAGCUAUUGGCACGUGGGUUAUUUAUUUUGGUGAGUCACCAAAAUUUCACUAUGUCUUCUUGGCAUGCUGCAAAUCUAUAGUCAUGGAAAAGUUCGACACGCUAAAUAAAGUUGACAAAGGUCUAGGGUUGAUGGUCAGAAAAUGGGGUUUCCUUUGUAGCAUUGCUAUGCGAUGGGUGCUGAACCUUGGGUAUCCUGAACCAGAGACAUUGUCAGAUCACGUUCAAUCAGACAAUACAGCAAGCGUGCACGAGGCCACGCUAUGCGUGGGGGCAACGAAAACCGAAAGGCGGCUCAAUUGAGAUGAAGGAGGUGCACACCUGGUGGCGGUACAUGCCGGGGACAUCAAGCGCCUGGACAUUGGCUUUGAGGUCCACCUUCAGUGCGAACUGCAAUGCUGAUAUUGCCAUCUGGAAACGGGAGAAGAUUAAAUCAAAACUGGACUGAACCACAGUAACUCACAACUUCACAAGCACAGAAUAUGGAAUAGCUAACACCCUAUUGUAUUAUGCGUUGACACUUGACAGGAAUCGAUAUGAUAAAAAAAUCAUGCAAAAAACAUCGCAAAUAAAAAGGUUAUGCUCAAACUAAUUUUAAAAAGACACCAGGAAGAUGGUCAUGCGCAGUAAA
Panicum virgatum (switchgrass) is the source of this 3646-nucleotide messenger RNA. RefSeq lists its product as uncharacterized. Gene Ontology annotation, cellular component: proteasome core complex, alpha-subunit complex; cytosol; proteasome core complex. Gene Ontology annotation, molecular function: rRNA N-glycosylase activity. The record is from RefSeq and is a predicted model, not a curated record. NCBI's taxonomy places the organism in Eukaryota, Viridiplantae, Streptophyta, Magnoliopsida, Poales, Poaceae. The transcript is spliced from 10 exons. Bases 1960 to 3318 code for a protein of 452 amino acids. Gene Ontology annotation, biological process: negative regulation of translation.